UUUCGGCUUUGAAGAUUUUUCCUGACAAACUCGAAUUUUUCUAUCGUGAUCAUUUCAUUUCUAUAGCCUUUUCGCCCGCCAUCUUGGAGUGAUGCACUGAAAAUCUUGCCUAAAAUGAAGUUUACGAUACAAGAGAGCUGCGGGAGAUUGCAUGAUUUUGUAUUUACAAGAGAAAAGCUUGGACAAGAAGUUUUAGACAAGGUUUGCGACGAACUAAAGAUCAAAGAGAAGAACUACUUUGGUCUAAAGUACUGUGUGAACGACACAAAUGUCUGGUUGAACCUCAGAAAUCCAGUAUUGACUCAGUUGAGGCCCCAUCUCCCAGGAAAACCUUAUCGACUUCGUCUUGAAGUAAAGUUUUUUGUCGCUCCUAAAGAACUACAGCAAGAAGAAACGAGAUGGCAGUUCUAUUUCUGCCUCAAGAACCAGAUCUCCGAAGGCAAAUUCAAUUUAACACGCGAGAAGGCGGUGAGGCUUUGUGCUUUAAUGGCUCAGUCUGAAUACGGAGAUUACAGCAGCGAACCGAGAGCGAAUCCGGAGUUCCUUUCACCUUGGCCUAGAAAAGAGAUGGAGAUAGAAGUUACCAAGCUACAUAUGGCUCUCGAAGGCAUCGAUUCUAUCUCAGCUAGGAAUCUCUUCUUACAAGAGAUGUCCAGAGAAGAACUCUACGAUUCAGAGACCUUCAAAGCUAAAGCUGCAGGAGAUAAAAUCGUUGUUGCAGUUGGGAGCUGUGGCCUCAAAAUUUAUGAGCGCAAAUCACACGGGAAAAUCAAGCAAACGAUCUGCUUUGAGAGUAUUACAAAGAUGAAUCUGUCAGAGAAUCGACUUAUUCUGGUAAUGAAGAAACCCAUCGAGGAAAGCAGAUAUAACUUCGUCCACUUCUUCCUUCCUAACAGCGAGGGUGCCAAAGCAAUGCACAAAGCAGUACUAGAGCAUCAGCUCUUCUAUUACUCCCCUAAGGUCCGCAGAUCUGUCAUCGACCAUUACCUACUCUCUAUGCCGUGUUGGGCCUUGCCUGCAAAAUGGUUCACCAAGAUUCCAACUAAAGAGCUGUAUCACCUAGACGUCAAACUAACAAGGCGUCAAUCACAUGACCGUCACUACGACAGCCUCGUCCACAAGAAAGAACAAGUGGUCAAGCAAGAGUGGAUGCCGAAAUGCUCUAAGUGUAAUGUUAAUGACUGUGAUACCCUGUUCUGUCCUUGUGGACAUCUCAUGUUUUGCAGCAGGUGUGCAGAUAACAUGAAGUUCUGCCCCUUGUGUAAUGAAUCAGUCAAUGGCAAUCAAAAGAUCUAUUUUGCUAUGGACACAAGCUACAAUGAUCUGACCUGCCAGAUUUGUAUGGAUGCUGAAGUGAACACGGCCUUCUGUCCCUGUGGACAUGUCUACUGUUGCCAAACAUGUGCAUCUAAUCUGUACUAUUGUCCCCUGUGUAAGACUUUUAUUACGUUUGUGCAGCGGAUUCACGUUCAAUUCCCAUGUGAGACAUUGGAAGAAGAGAGUUUUGGAAAUCCUGGAAAUGCUGUCAUGGUUAGCUAACUUUUACAAAAAAAUCUGACAGUUGAAACAAGGCCUCUUAAAACAAACUGUUAAUUUAUACUUAAUCUUAAGGGAGAUAAUAUUGUAGUUGUUUGAUUUAUUACAAACGGUGAUAUCAAACAAUUUACAGAGCUGGUUGAAAAAAAUAUUAAUAAACUAGAUAUUGUAUAAUAGUACAAUUAUUAGAAGAUGGAUUAUGUUGGUGUAUAGAUUUUCAACAAAUGUUUAUUUGUUGAUGUAGAUAUUGUAGCUUUGCAUGUGAAUAGAAAUACAGGUCAGUAUAUAUUUUUGAAAUAGUCCAAGAAAGUUAUAGAGUAUUUAGGUUUGAAUCCACAUAGAAAUAUGCUUACAUAAAUAAAUAGAGGAACCUAUUAUAAAUCUUUGACAGAGGCUAUUGUUUGUAAUGCUAGAUGGCUAAAGGUCAUCUGAGUUUUAAGUUUGGUUUUUGCUCUGUGAGCAAAUCUAUUUGUAUAGUGGUCAAAUAGAUUGGAGUCCUGUUAAUUAUUAAAGCAUUCCCAGAAAAAUUGUAUUAAGAUUGUAUUAAGUACCAACAAGAUUGUAAUUUUUCUAAGUAAAUGUAAUUUAUGUUUAA
This is a messenger RNA of Nematostella vectensis (starlet sea anemone), 2131 nucleotides long. Its product is annotated as E3 ubiquitin-protein ligase MYLIP. Gene Ontology annotation, biological process: ubiquitin-dependent protein catabolic process. The transcript is spliced from 4 exons. The record is from RefSeq and is a predicted model, not a curated record. Lineage: Eukaryota; Metazoa; Cnidaria; Anthozoa; Actiniaria; Edwardsiidae. Gene Ontology annotation, molecular function: ubiquitin-protein transferase activity. Bases 115 to 1539 code for a protein of 474 amino acids. Gene Ontology annotation, cellular component: cytoskeleton.